AUGGGGCGUAUGGACGGACCCCACAGGCUUCCAGACACCUUGCCAGCUGGUGGCGGCCGCGCGUCGAUUAUGCCUGCUUUCUCUACCGGAGCCAUCAAGGACCCACGUCCGAUUCGUGAUCGCACGUUCCAGAGUGACUGCCAUGCCAACAUCCAAGAGUUCCUUGCCCGGCGCAAAGUGCAACUCGCCCUCACUCCAAAAUGGCUGUCUUCGCCCACUCAGCGUGACUUUCAGAACGUCUUUCGUUUCCUCGCGGAUGAACUUGUUGGCCCAGGGUUCCCUUGGGGCAAGAAGUUCGAAGAUGACUGCCUUGCAAUCAUGAGGGACUUGCGCUACCCGGUCAUGGAUGCUGUUGGUAAAACAGCCCUGACCGCCCCAGGAAGUCCCAAUGCUUGGCCCAACGUCCUGGCGAUGCUCAAUUGGAUGGUGGAUCUGUGCAAGGCUCAAGAACAUUGCAACGAUGCCGACGUCGUGUCUGAUCCUUUACUUUGCCCAGCCAGCGAGCUACCUGUCAAUCACCCGCAGAUUGAGGAUCGGCUGCUGUGGGACUUCUGCGCCAAAACGUACCGAGAGUGGUUUGAGGAGGGCGCGGAGGAGUUCCCACAUGCUGAACGCGAGUUGGAAGAAGCGUUCGAAAGGAUUGUGGCUGCAUCUAUCGAUGAGUGUGAGCGCGUCGAGACGGAGGUCAACAAGAAGGACGUGGAACUACGACAGCUGCAAGCUCAAGAGCCUCCACUGAAGAAUCUCGAUGAAGAAUACCUUCAGCUCAUGAGCGACAAGACCAAAUUCCUUGCCUUUAUCGAUCUUCAUCGCCAAAAGGCAGAGAAGAUGAAACAAAACAUCACAAAUGCUCAAGCGGCGAAGACUGAGAAUGGCAAGUCUGGACGCAACAUUCUGGCGGCGCGCAGUGAGCUGGCGGAAACUGAAGCGGCCGUAGCUGCGCAGAACCUCUCGCCUGACGAGGUGAACCGAAUGAAUCACGAGAAGGAGGCACUGUCCCGGAACCUCGAUGAGCUUCGGAGCAAGAUCGCAGAGGCCAACAACCACGCGUGUGACCAAGAAAUGCUAGUCACCAAGUCGAUGGAUCGCUUCGAUCAACUGCUUCAAGACUACACCGCCUUGGGUCAUCAGAUUGGCACCAUGUCCACCAACGUCGACGGUGUGCAGCCAGAGCUCCAAGGUAUCGACUUUGCAUUCGAGCUGGAUCUUGGCGCGGAGAGCCUUAUCGAUAUCCGUGAUCAAGGGCGCUCCCAAGUACAAAUCAUUCGACCAGCGCUACAAGGCUAUUGUGAGCACUUCCGUCGACAGGUUCGCCAGCUCCAGGAUGACGCUAUCGCCUUGGACGACGAGAACGACCGUAUAGCCCAAGACGUUGAGAGGCAGAGGGAGGAUGUGGCGCGCCGCGAGAUGCGAUUCAAGCUCGUCCACGACCAAGCUGAGGAGGCCAAGAUUCAAAUGCAAACGGAAGCGGCCGAGACCAACCGAACCGUUUCCAAGCUGGAAUCGGAAGUGUCAGCAAUGUCAACAGCCAGCCAGCAGGGACUGUUCAGCACACAGUCACAGCUUGAAAGCACCAAGAUCGAGUUCGAGGAGCUCCGCCACCAGACACAGGCGCUUCAAGAGGGUAUUGUCACUCAGCUGAUGAGUCACAUCGAUGUGGUCAUCAAGGCCAAAGAGCAUACCGCCAACAGUCUCAAGGGUGUAAGGAGUUUUGCCGAACAAGCGCAGUGA
Messenger RNA from Apiotrichum porosum, 1731 nucleotides. RefSeq names its product kinetochore-associated Ndc80 complex subunit ndc80 (gene NDC80). The coding region runs from base 1 to 1731 and encodes 576 amino acids. NCBI's taxonomy places the organism in Eukaryota, Fungi, Basidiomycota, Tremellomycetes, Trichosporonales, Trichosporonaceae. Gene Ontology annotation, biological process: attachment of mitotic spindle microtubules to kinetochore. The record is from RefSeq and is a predicted model, not a curated record. Gene Ontology annotation, cellular component: Ndc80 complex. The transcript is spliced from 8 exons.